Molecule: messenger RNA, 1278 nt
Organism: Malassezia sympodialis ATCC 42132
Lineage: Eukaryota; Fungi; Basidiomycota; Malasseziomycetes; Malasseziales; Malasseziaceae
Gene: SDD2
Exons: 6
Coding region: 1-1278 (425 amino acids)
Cellular component (GO): nucleus; cytosol
Molecular function (GO): DNA binding
Source: RefSeq, a predicted model, not a curated record
AUGGACGAUCCAGAGCUGGAGGCCAUUCGGCGCGCGCGCCUGGCGGAGCUGCGCGGUGCCCAGGGAGGCAGCAUGCCUAGUAUGCCAUCUGUGUUGCAGGGCGGCAGCGGCCGCAGCAGUGCGACCGAUGGCCAAGACGACAACAUGGCGCAGCAGGAGGAGAUGAAGCGCCAGCUUCUCUCUCAGAUCCUUGAAAGUGAUGCAAGGGAGAGGUUAUCGCGCAUUGCACUAGUCAAGCCACAGAAGGCGGCGGCCAUCUCGGACAUUUUGUUGCAGAUGGCGCGCUCUGGGCAGGUUCGGCAGCGUGUGUCGGAAGAUCAGUUGAUCAUGCUACUCGACCAGGUUGACCAGGUAGGCGCGAAUGAGUCGGCAAACAAGAUCACGGCUGUCUCGCGGUCGGACGAGCCCGACCUGCUCAGCUUCGCGCUCCCCCAACGGCCCCGGCAGUCCCUGCACCCUGAGCGGCCCAAGGCGAAACGCGCGGUCGCCUGGACGCUGCCCAUGCCGCGACUGUAUCUGCGCAUGCCCAAGUCGUCCCUCACAGGGCUCAUGAGCUCGUUUGCCGGGUUCAUGGACAUCAAGGUGGGCUGCCAGAUUCUCUCAUUGUUCUCGCUCUUCAAUAAGAUUGCGGGUGUGUAUGGCAUUAUAGCCGUCUUCCAGGGCGGUUCCUUUGCGCAAGUCUCUCUUUACUUGUAUUCCAUUGCGACAAUUCCCAUCUUUAUCUGGGGUCUUAAGGCCAUUAGUGACGAAAAGCACGAGUCGGUGUUGCGAUAUGCCCAUGUAUACAUGCUGGACCAUAUGGUGUCGACGGGGUGGACGAUGAUGUUCGCGUUGUGGUGGUACUAUUACGCCCCUCACGACGGCCGGCGCGUGUCCAAUUCAGACCACCAGGCCGGGCUGAUGAGCUUGAUUGAGUCGCUAGAGGCGCAGUACCGCUCGCCCGAAGAAAUGGCCCUCUUGCGGCACAAGGACAUUGAUGUCAGCACCUCAGCCGGGGCGGCGGAGGCCGCGAUGCGCGUGCAACAGGCGAAUGAAACGUGGCGCUCCGAGCGCGGCUUCGCCGCUGGCGUGCUGGCGAUGGGCUGGCUUAUCAAGAUUUACUUUGCCCUCGUAUUGUAUGCGUAUGCGUUGCAUCUGCGGCAUGGCACGUACUGGUUGCUGCCGCUGUCGAAAUCGCGCCGGGCCAAUGCGGUGCAUGCCUCUACAUACCAGGUUGUGCCCCAUGAGGGCGAUGAGGCUGCACUGCCGGAGGACGAGCAGCCGGCAGCCGCUUCAUAG